AUGACUAACUCCAUUCCACUUCCUGAUCUUAAUUUGUUGUUGCAGAAACUAGAAGCUCGGCAGCUUUUGCGGCCCUUUGCCUUCUCACUUUCACUUCUCACUCAAAAGCUUGGUUUCAGCGACACGUUUGGAGCUUUUCUUGCUGGAGCACUUUUAGCGGAAACUAAUAGGCCAUCUAGAGGUUUUCUUCUUGGUUUGUUCUUUGUUACCACAGGAACUACCAUUGACAUGGAGGUUAUGUUCAGAAUAUGGCCUAAUGUUCUCACACUCUUGGCUGGUCUGAUUGUGAUCAAAACAUCGAUUAUAACCGCACUCGGUCCCAGAGUUGGACUCGGUUUCCUUCUCUCUCAGGGAGGAGAAUUCGCAUUCGUUGUCUUCUCUCUAGCCAACAGGUCCUUCUUCUUUCUAACUGUGCUUCCACUUGAGUUGAAUAAGCUUCUCAUAAUCGUAGUUGUUUUGUCAAUGGCGUUAACACCUACGCUUAACCAACAUGGAAGAAAGGCAGCUGACUUUAUUGAUGAGAAGCUUGGUAACGAAGAGAAUGUAGAUGAAGAAUUGAAAUUCAACGUUAAAGAAUCAGUUGUCCUCAUUGGAUUUGGACAAAUGGGUCAGUGGUUUCAUAUUGAGUUUGCAGGUGCUGGCGAACUUCUUGUCAACGCCAUUGGUCUCAGACUCUCAGGAGUAGAUAGUGAUCUUGUGGGAUGGCCUUACAUUGGUUUUGAUCUAAAUCCUGCUGUAGUGAAGGAGGAUGGGGUAGAUCUGGCGACUACUCUUAAGAUUGCAUAUUAUUAUCGACGUGGGAAGAAACUUGAUUACGUUUAUGAUUACACUCUGCCUACUCCCUUUGAGCUCAAAGAGUUUGAACAAUCACAAAGAUUGCUAGCCGCUGUUGUUUCUCCAGUCUUUCUCUCAACUCUAGACAACGGUACAGUAGAAAGAACACUUGGAGAAAUACCUUCAACGGGACCGGUUCUUUAUGUGAUGUUGUCUCCUACAGUACUCUGA
This is a messenger RNA of Eruca vesicaria subsp. sativa (arugula), 1005 nucleotides long. The record is from the annotation of a GenBank genome assembly. Lineage: Eukaryota; Viridiplantae; Streptophyta; Magnoliopsida; Brassicales; Brassicaceae.